This is a messenger RNA of Penicillium angulare, 2040 nucleotides long. RefSeq names its product fungal specific transcription factor domain-containing protein. The record is from RefSeq and is a predicted model, not a curated record. NCBI's taxonomy places the organism in Eukaryota, Fungi, Ascomycota, Eurotiomycetes, Eurotiales, Aspergillaceae. Gene Ontology annotation, biological process: DNA-templated transcription. The transcript is spliced from 4 exons. Gene Ontology annotation, molecular function: DNA binding; zinc ion binding. The coding region runs from base 1 to 2040 and encodes 679 amino acids.
AUGUCGCGGGUUGAGGAAGAGAACAAACGCCUCAAAGAUACGCUGGCUCAACUUGAACAAGGAGCGAAACCGCAGCGAGUCGACGAAGCACGUGGAACACAACAGCGAACGGUCCCUAUAUCCCAGUCGCAGCAAGGAAUGGUCGUGUAUACGCCAGACUCAAGCGCCGGCUUAGGAAGAAGGGAGAGGAUGGUCAUCCGGGACGCGAAUGAUCCGUUUUCAAAUCCUCAGUCCUCUGGUCAGCUUGAUACAGUCGCGCAAUCACAUGGGCCGACAAGUGCGGUCGCUGACGAAAUCGCAUCAAAUCUGGGCAUGAUGGCUAGAAAGCCUCAUCAGCAUGCCGAGGGAUCAGAAACCGCCCGGAAUGCCUUGUUUGCAAACUCAGCUAGGUCGAGUCAGUUAGAGAAAAUUCACUUCGGCUCCGGACGAUACGACUUCGAUGGAGUAGAACCUCGAUUGGCAAUGCGUCUCUUGUCGUUGUUCUGGGACCGUCAGCUCGACGUCGGCGCAGUAGUCUAUCGACCCCUCUUUAUGAGGGAUAUGGCAUGUAAUGGGCCGUACUUCUCCAAGUUACUUCUCAAUGCCAUAUACUUCACCGCAUCAAAGCAUUGUUCACACGCAGAGGUUUUUGACGAUCGGAAUAACGCGCUGACUGCUGGUAGAAGAUUUCGGCGAAGAAUUAUGGAAUUCAUUGGCGACCAUAUUACCACUAGCGAAAUACCUACAGUUCAAGCUCUUCUCUUACUAUCCUAUGCCUUAUUUAAUUGGUGCGAUGAGAAGAGCUUGUCAUGGCUAUAUUCCGGCAUGGCUUUCAAUAUGAUCACAGACUUGGGUAUUCAUUCUAGUCAUGCGGUUGACUCAAGGUUCGGUAAACUUGCCCUUGAAGACAUUGAAGCCAGACAAAGGCUAUUCUGGGGAGCUUACACCGUCAUUUCAGCAAUCGAUAAAUUUUUGUCGUUGUACCAAGGGAGGUGCAUUCGUUUGCGGGACGCCGACGCAAGUAUAUUUCUACAAUUUCUUGAUGAACACGAGGAGUUUGAGGCAUUAGAUCCGUCGUCCUAUGCGAGUAGCAGCGAAACCAGCAAUAUUCCGUCACAUGGAAUAUCAAUCUUGAAGGGUUACUGCUCACUAUCUAUCAUCAUGUCUGGUAUCCUGGAAACUCUUUAUACAGAGCGCAGUACAACCAAAGACCCAUCAACCCUCCUAGAUGCCGCAUCAUCCUUAUACAAUGGGCUCCAGGGCUGGCUAGUUGCUCUUCCGUCGAUACUUUCGACUCCAUUAUCGCGAAUGUCUUCGGAGAGCGCGUCGCCCCAUAUCCUUUCACUGAGACCAUUUGUGUCUGAUGGACAUUUGCGCAGUGUCUCCCUUUCGAUUGCACCGGUAGCAUUCGCCACCUGUGUUUCUGCAGCCGCUUCAAUAGAUCAUAUACAUGUUUUAUAUGGCAGAUCAUUUUCCAUGAGAUCUGCGCCUUACAUAUUGUCUUAUGCAACUUAUGUGAGUGCUACAAUUCAUGCCAGAGUAGCUGCGCAAAGUGCACCAGGGUCCUCAGCGCAUGCCUCCCUUCGGAGAUGUAUUUUGACUCUUCGAGCGCAAAAGCAAGCUUCAUUAGGGCCAAAGAAAGCCCUGGAGGUGAUCGAAAGUCUCAUCAGACGUGUCGGGAUUCAUAUAGAUGACGAUUGCAUCGCAUCCUCCUCGACCGAUGCGACUACACAGCGCUCUGAAAGCACUUUAGGCGCUGACAAUAGAAAUACCGACACAUCUGCGAAUACCGCGGAGUCUAUUACAGAUCCCUUCCAAAUAUCCACAACGAGUGAUGAACAUCUUAUUCCCGAAGGGAUAUUUGAGUACGACAUGGACUGCAUCUUCCAAAGCUUCAAUAUACCACAAGACAACAUCAUGCAGCAGAUGCGCCAUUCGCCACUAAUUAAUAACGAGGAUGCGAUUUGGGACAGCAGUACUACUAGUAUGCUCGAUCCGAUGUCUCCUCUAUUUCCCCUGGAUCCAUUAUAUGGACUGGAAAACAUACCCAGUAAUCUAUGA